AUGCGACAACCUUCUCUCGCGAGAUUUCGUUUUCCCGGAAGUGCUGGCGGACCUUCUGCGAACGGCGUCGCGAUGUGCAGGGACUGUGUGGAGAAGGAGUACCCCAACCGGGGUACCAUCUGCCUGGAGAAUGGAUCUUUUUUGCUGAACUUUACAGGCUGUGCAGUAUGCAAUAAGCGAGAUUUUAUGCUGAUCACAAACAGAUCUUUGAAAGAGGAAGAUGGAGAAGAAAUUGUUACCUAUGACCAUUUGUGUAAGAAUUGUCAUCAUGUAGUUGCCAGGCAUGAGUACACAUUCAGUAUCAUGGAUGAAUUUCAGGAAUAUACGAUGCUGUGUCUGUUAUGUGGCAAAGCUGAAGAUACUAUCAGUAUUCUCCCUGAUGACCCCCGACAAAUGACUCUGUUAUUCUAAAGUUUCUCUGGAGUUCUGUUUUAACUGUGUUGUGUUGGUUUAUAAUAGCAACAAGCCUAGUUUGUUUAUAAUGGCAGUUAUUUGAACUUUUUCUUCUGCUUGCAACAUGUUAUUCUUUGAAAGAAAAGAGAAGUUAGGGGCUUGCUUGUCUCUGCAGCUGAUAUCUUCUGCUAAAGUUCCCAGUUCACAUCAGUGCUGCCAGAAUGAAGCAUCUUGGUUAGCAUUUAUGUGGUUUAAAAAUAACUAGACUUGGGACAUACCUCGUUUCCAUUUCAUGGAUUCUAUAGAAGUAACCACAGUUCUUUGAAGAAAUGACUAAAUCUAGUGCUGUGUAAUCCUAAAUGAGUAUCUAAUGUGACAUAAGCUGGAAGUGCUCUAAAAAAGAAAAUAUAAUGGUUAAAAUAAAUACAAUGAUUGAAAAUGUUUCCAACUUACAGAGGAGCCAGCUGAAGAAGAUCCUAGUGACCAAAGUUGGAAAACUUUGAGCAAAAAAGUUAAAUAGCAUUAGAUUAUAUCCCAAACUAUAAAAUAUGUUCCUGAGUCUGUGUUGAUGUCAAUAAAUGGUUGAUUAAGCAGAUGCAUAAAUUGGAGAGAUUUGAAAAAUCUCUCAUGCAGAAUAAUUGCAAACAAUCUUAUGAAGUUUAUACCUACUUCUUAAGUGUGAGUUGUGUGGAUUGAUUUCUUUCCAAAGAGUAUAUAUAUUAGAAACAAAAUUGUAUCCUCUUCAUAUCUGAGACAUUUGGAAAUUCUGCACCGAGGCUUUGCUUGUAAGAGGGAGGAAUGAGCAAAGUGUUUAUUUUUUCCUUGUGAGGCCAUACCAGGAAGUGCUCUGGGAGGAAAAUUCCUAGCUCUGAUGGUGCUCAGACCACGUGUGCCAGGAAUUCAACUGGUGUGGACCACAUGCAGGGUAAAUGCCUUACCUCGUCUUCUAUCUCUUUGGCCCCAUUUCAUUUUUUAAAGUAGAGAAAAGCUUUGUUGUAUUACAGGAAUAAUAGUGAUGUUUAUUGAGUACUUACUAUGUGACAAGACUUUGUGAGCUCUUAAUUCUUAACACUUCAUGAAGUAACCACUGUUAUUAUCUCAUUUUUAGAGCCAAAGGAACUAAGUUAGAGAACUUACUGGAGGUCACACAGUUUUUACAGUGACUCCCCCUCAAUGGUGGCUAGCAGUGGUAUGUGUAAAGGUCUGGCAAAGGGAGAGAAAAUUCUGUCAGUAGCAACACUCUGAGAAAUCUACAGACUUGUUAGACCAAGGUGGUUAUUCCAGAAAGUUAAAAGUCAGCUGCUCCUAAGAGAUCAAUCAUUUUAUUCCUGGAAAAUGUUUUCCACUCCUGCAAAUCUUUAUCUGACCUGCUGAGGAAAUUGCUUGGCAGAAUGAAUCCAGAAAGCAGAGAAAAUGCCUCAUUACUUUAAAUAGCAGCACUAAGCCCAUUAUAGCCCCUAAGUUGUCCCUUCUUGAAAUUUGCAAAUGUUUCUAAGUUAGUCAUCUGGAGCUCGAGAGUACGACAUUUUUUUUUUUAAAUGCCCCACUAAAAUCCUCAUUAGUACAGUAUGUGUAAUUUUGGACUGUACAAAAAUCUAAAACAUAAGAUUCUGUAUAUUUCAUGAGUAUUAAAAUGGCAUUAAACUGUG
Molecule: messenger RNA, 2042 nt
Organism: Sorex araneus (European shrew)
Lineage: Eukaryota; Metazoa; Chordata; Mammalia; Eulipotyphla; Soricidae
Gene: CHURC1
Product: churchill domain containing 1
Exons: 4
Coding region: 1-411 (136 amino acids)
Biological process (GO): multicellular organism development; fibroblast growth factor receptor signaling pathway; positive regulation of DNA-templated transcription
Molecular function (GO): zinc ion binding
Source: RefSeq, a predicted model, not a curated record